This is a messenger RNA of Anopheles moucheti, 9784 nucleotides long. It is a transcript of the gene CdGAPr, whose product is annotated as GTPase-activating protein CdGAPr. Gene Ontology annotation, molecular function: GTPase activator activity; protein binding. The transcript is spliced from 7 exons. Gene Ontology annotation, biological process: small GTPase-mediated signal transduction. The coding region runs from base 1 to 7011 and encodes 2336 amino acids. NCBI's taxonomy places the organism in Eukaryota, Metazoa, Arthropoda, Insecta, Diptera, Culicidae. The record is from RefSeq and is a predicted model, not a curated record.
AUGAGCCAAAUCAUGCGGAAGGAUUCGUCAAUCGCCACAUCGGCUGGCGGUGGACAUCGGCAUCGCUCGAUCGACAUUGGACACGGUGCCACCGGAAGCGAAUCGUCGAUCAUGGAUCUACACCAUCGGACCGCCGGACAUCCGCCACGGUCGGCACCACCGACAGGUGCGGGCAGCAGUGGGAAACUCCCACUGAUGGAAAAACCACGCACCAUAAGCGAUAGCGAGUCGGAGAUAAACUACGAUCUGUUCAACACGAGCAUCCACUCGGCGGAUAGCGGAUCGGCGAUCAUGAACGCAUCACAGAUUUCGAAUACCUCCUGCGAUUCAACGCACAUCAAGAGUGCCAACCUAACUCGAUCGCAGAAUGCUUCUGGGUCCUGUCGCUUCCCGAAACUAGAAGAAUGCGCCCAUUUCCAUUACGAACGCGUACAGCUUGGUAACCUUUCCGUUCAGCUAGAGGGUGAUGAGCGUAGUGACUCCCAGCUUGGUCUUGCUUCCGAUCUCACCACCUCCCAAACGAACUCCAUCGGGCCCUCGGGUCUGACAGGGUCUGCUUGCCCCACGAAGAGUGGUAGUAAUCUUUGGUUUAUCAUUCGUGUUACCGCUGGCCGAUCUGAUCCAUUCAUGAUUAAGCGCUCGUACGAGAACAUGUGCUUCCUGGACGAGAUGUUGCACAGGUGCGUGUACGAUCGACGUGUCAGCGAGCUGGAAAACCUACGGGACGUGCUAAUGGCGCUUCCGGACGGUGGCGGUGAACAGCGAAUGGAGAGAAGUAUGAGCGACGAGCAGCACCUGGAAAAGCUGGUCGGGUCCUAUUUGGCCCGGCUGUCGAUGAUUGCUUCGGAUGCAAUGACUUGCGGGCCGGUGCUAACCUGGCUGCAGAUUGACAACAAAGGUCGCCGGUUGCCCGUUGCCGACGAACAGACAAUGCGUUGCAUCAACACUCCCGCAGUCGGGGCUGCGUACGGAGUGCGGCGGUACGUUGCACAGGCGUGCGAUGAAAUCUCCAUCGAGGUGGGCGAUAUGAUAUCCGUGAUCGAUAUGCCAAGUCCGGCCGAAUCUAUCUGGUGGCGGGGCAAGAAAAGUCACCUGCAGAAGAACCAGUACGAGGUUGGAUUUUUCCCGCAGAGCUGCGUCGCCACGAUCGGCGAUAAGGUGCCACGGCAUAUGCCCUUCCCGGCGCCCUUGGUCGGAUCGCUCGCUGUAUCACCCACGAAACCCGUUCUUCGAAAACACGGCAAAUUGAUUGCAUUCUUCCGCAGCUUCAUUCUGUCACGGCCAUCACGCCGCCGAUUGAAGCAGAGCGGGAUCUACAAGGAGCGUGUGUUCUCGUGUGACCUGGGCGAGCAUUUGCUCAACAGUGGACAGGACAUUCCAAUGGUGCUGAAGUGCUGUGCAGAGUUUAUCGAGGAGUAUGGUAUCGUCGACGGUAUCUAUCGGCUAUCGGGAAUUACGUCUAACAUUCAGAAGCUACGGCGUGCAUUCGACGAAGAGCGCAUUCCUGAUUUAACGCAUCCCGACAUUCGACAGGAUAUACAUGCAGUCAGCUCACUGCUGAAGAUGUAUUUCCGUGAGUUGCCAAAUCCGCUGUGUACGUACCAGCUGUACGAUCAUUUCGUGGAAGCAAUUCAGACCCGAAUUGACGCACCGACCGACCUGAAGCUGCGUCUCAUUCGACAAACGGUUCAGAAGCUUCCGCCACCACAUUAUCGUACCCUGAAGUACCUUGCGACGCAUCUGUUCAAGAUUUCACGCCACUCAUCCAGCACUGGCAUGACGGAGCGCAACAUUGCGAUCGUGUGGGCACCGAAUUUGCUGCGCAGUCCGGCAUUAGAGUCGGGCGGGGUCGCUGCACUACGGGGCGUUGGCGUACAGGCGGUUGUGACCGAAUAUCUGAUCAGCAACUGCGAGCAAAUCUUUGACGAUACUGCCGACGAUUUUGGAAGUCAUUACGUUGAAUCGCAACCGAACUCGCUCAGUGAUAGCAACAGCGUGCAGAAUUACGGUGGUGCUGGCAGUGAUCAGCAGGAGUUGUCGCUGUCUAUGGAACGCCCGAAGAGUUUGAGCGUCGGUGGUGCAAAGCUGCUCAGUCUGGAAGAAGCGCGAAUUCGAAAGAAUUGUAUGGAGCAGAAUGAAAAGACGAUUCCAAUCAACAUCACUAAUCCUUCUACACACAUCGGUUCUUACAUUGAGGUUGGAGGUGGACCUUCCAGUCUACCCGACAAGUAUCACACGGUUCUUCCAGUACCAAGAAGUUGGAAUAAACGGAAAUCGCAUUCGUCCUGGAAGUCGAUCUUCACCCGUCAACCACGGCAAUCCAAUAGCAACAGUGAUAUCAAAGGCGGUAUUCCAUCGGUGGCAACAUCCGACAAGAAUGCAGGUAUGGUCACCUCGGCAAUGCAACCUGAUAUUGGUGGGUCCAGCUUGGCUGAGGUAGAAGACAAAGACACAGAUCAUCGCCGCAGCGUAAGCAUUAAGGAAAGCUCCAGCGGACUGUUGGACAAGAUGGCUAAAAGUUUGCUGUUCUCAUCUGGCGUGGAUUUAUUCGAUGGAAAGAAUCUGGCUAUCGACAGCAAUUGCGUUCGAUCGAACUCGGUAGAUAGUUUGCGAACUGCAGGACAUAGCCGAUCUGUUUCGCAUGACUCCUAUUUUGAUCUGCUACAGUCCCCCAUACGUGGUGGAACAGUGACCAAUGGAACGGCGAGCGGAGGUGGAGUCGUCACAUGCCCAUCACGCGAACUUUCCGAGUUGGGCCUGAACUUCGAUCGAGAAGAGCCAGAAAUGAGAAUAUUCUCCGAAAGCGAAAGUCUUGUUAGCAGUCCAAAGGUCGCGAAAGAGUCGGUACGGCGUACUUUGAGAGCGCGGCCGGAAGAUUAUAUUGGGAGUGGACACAGUGUGAACCCUAGUCCCAAGAAGCAGCCGCGGCUCAACAUACCCAGCCCUUCACAGGAAACCAACAAGCAAUGGAACAUGGCGGCGCUGUCAUCGGGAAGCGGCAACCUCAGUCAGGACGAGGAAAGUCUCUGCAAACGCUACAAACUGGAGGAUCAACUUAGCGAUAUCCAGUUUAUCGAUUGCAGUACACCGGAGCAUACUUCACUCGGUCUCAAUAGUGGACCGCAGGGUGGAUCGACAGCAUCUAGCACAACUGUGGUAAACACCAUUUUUACCAGUGCUCAAGUACACAAACCACCGCACCAGGAGGACUCCUCCGAUGAGCAGCACGACGAUGAAACACUUGCUGUGGGACUGCGUAACUCCUACCCUGGUCCACAAUAUGCCUACGGAAAGUUUAAUUCAUCACCCGUGAAGGAGAUUCGCUUUAGCUACCCCGGAUCCGGUGGAGGUGUUGGCGGGAAGGAAAAAGUGACUAAAAAGGAAAAACCAUCACAACCACCAGUCGCAACUAAAUCAGUCGUUGAAAAAGUUCAAUCGAUGAGCGUCGACGAGCAAAGCCAACCACAAUCGACAACGCUCGAUGUGAUUGGGUUGAAGAAAAAUGAAAGUUCCUUGUAUGAAAGUUUUCUGCUUUCUUCUGGUCAAUCGAAACCUCCGAAAUAUCCUGGCCGUUACAGCUACCACCAUCCCGGCACGGCGGAUGUCGGUCGCGGUAACGGAACCGGUGGUGGCGCCGGUGCUGAUGGCAGUAGCGACACACGGGAAGGCCAACAAUCUUCGUCCGUGCCGCGGAGUUGUUCCGAGAACGUGAUUCGUAGAACGGGUCCAGAACUGUUUCCGCCUUCCCAACAAUCUCAUCAUCAUCAUCAUCAUCACCAUCACCAUCAUCACCAUGGUCAGUCCAAGCAGCAGCUGACGACUGUACACCCGCCACCGCCACCAUCAGCACCGUCGUCAUGUACCGGGGCGAAAGCCAGCACUCCGCAAUCGCCUCCAGUUCCGAGUCCGUGCUAUUCGCUGCUGAUCGGUUCGACCAGUUCCGAUACCACGAGCAAUAGUAACAUCACCACGCCGGUGUAUGACGAGAUGGACAUUACAGGUGGCUUCACUGCCCAUCUGGACCAUCACCCAAAUGCCAAAGAAACGCCCGUCGAGGAUUCAACGAACGCUGCAACCGCUGGAGGAAAACCAACGGCAAUGAGGAAACACGACCUGAAGGCAAUGAAACGGGAGCUUUCGCUUGAUCUAAGCGGUACCUCCACGAAGCUGACGGGUUCGACAAACUUCACCUCGGAUAAUACGACAACCAACACUAGUCAAUCGCUGACGCCUAGCGAUUACGCUUACCAAAACCUUAACCCCGACCUGUCGCCGAAUGGUGGUCUAGGAGCAACCGGAGAUGGUUCCGUGGUCGAGAUGACCAGCUUUAGUCAGAAGGCCGCCAAAUCGCCUGGUACGCCAAUCAAAGCUACCAUCAACAUCACGUACAACGUGCGUUCGCCCGUCCGUAAAGAGCAGGAAGGAAACGUGUUCCGAUCCAGCUCUCCACCGAGACUGAUGGACGAGAGUUCGAACACGAACGCAGAUUUAAUUGCUGAAGAAGAAUACCAGCGUGAACGGCGUAGCAUCUACGAAAAUGUGCUCGUUCCGCCAGUUGAGGAGGAUGAAGACAAGGAAGGAAUUAUGGAUGACACAUCGCCGUCCAAGCGUUUGCUGGAAACCAACUUCGACGAAACGAUGGUAUACGAGCAGGUUAAGUUUUUGAAGAACGUUGUCUCCGAGGUGAACCAUCUCGUGAAGAGUGAAGUUGAACCUAGACCAAUGGAAGGGCAAAGCGAUAGCGAGGAUGCGGUAGCGGCACAGCGAAUAGUACCUGAGAUAAACCCCUCUGCUUCGGAGGACGUAGCGUCAAGUCCUCCGAAAGGAAGAUCCACCGUGGAAGAUGGAAUCAACAAUAAUCACAACGAUAGUGACAUCGUCCCGUCAAACGAAGGAAACAUUCGGAAACAGCAUUGCUGUGAACGGAAAUCGGUGAAAACAACGAAUGGUGCGAUCCCCAUGAACGAGGAGGAAAGUGAAGAUGUCCCCAUGUCGGACGUGAAUGAAGAUAGCUUAGAGUUUGACAACACAGACGUAUCGCUGUACGAGAAUGUGGAACUACGGAAAAAAUCCACCUAUCCACUGUAUGAAAAUGUAGAACGCUCCAACACGGUUCAAUCGUGUUCACCACCAACAGCCAACAAUCCGACAGACACGCUGAAAUCGGUAUUAACAGAGGAUGAGUUCUCGUCCCUGUGCGCGGACCGAAGCGAUCUGGACAACGAAAUGGAAUACCGGAUUGAAAUUCCACCGAAAAUAGAGAUGGCGGUAUCUCCGAAAAUGAAGGUGAUGGUAACGGAUAGCGCACAGGAUGCAGUAGAGACGGUCGUGAGCGUAAAGCAACUGGCAACGAAGUUCGAAACCAGUCCGGUAGAUGUCACUCCACCGUUUGAUUUCAGCGGCAUCAAUCGUGGUCACAAUCACCAUUUUAGAUCAUCCCUAAAUAAUGGCAAUUACGGUGCAAGCGAACGCGUAACAAUUCGCAACAAAUCAGCCACCAGCAAUGGUGGUUCCGGUGGAUCCGGUAAAGAGGAUCGCAAUGCGUUUGCAAGCUUCACUCGAAGUCUUGACGAGAAUGCGUUCGUGCGUGAGUUUGGAAGCGGUCGCGGACGCCUGGAAGGCGGUGGAGCAUUUGUCGUUGUAGGGAAUGCCGGUUUCAAUAAAAGCAGCCAACAGAUACCGGCAGUGGAAAAGAACAUUCUUAACGAGAACAAUCCAAAUCGGCGAAAGUCGCUGGAGCUAUCGUUGUCAGCACGCCCACGUAGCAUGAACCAACCAAAGAAACUGCCCCCAUUAGGUCCUAGCGGAGCUCCGACGGGUGUAGAAAAUGUGGAUAUGCACGGUGCUGAUGAGGGUAGUACGAAGGGUAAAGCAACGUCCGAGUGUUGCCGUGCGAAGGCAUUGCAGCUUGGCAGUGGUGGCCUCAAACAGACUGCCGGUGGCAGUCCAACCGAAUCGUCGAACAUGAAGCUAGAUCUCUCGAUGAAAAUCGAAGAUACCAAAGAAGCGCGCGCGUAUAAUGUGCGCAUUACACCGACCACCGAGAAUCGGAUAUCGCUGGUGCAGUAUAACUAUUGUGAUGGGCCCACUAAUAACAGUGGCACGGACAGUAUGAUGACAGACGGUGGGGCAGGUUCACCCACUGGCACUCCCUUGAUGCGGGUGGUGGGUGGUCGUAAGGGUGAAAACUUUGCAGACGAUGAUCGAAACAGCAUAACAAGCUUGAAGAUGCUUGGCAGUUGUAAACUAGAUCGUUCGCGGAUCGAAAAGAUUAAGGAGGAGAGGCGCCACCAGCUGAGCGAAAAAUAUCGUUCCGAAUCGUUUAAGGGUGAACGGGGAGACUACGGUGGUGGUGCGAAUGGAAAACUAAAGUCAAAAUCCAAAUCCGAACUGCGGGAAUUCAAGGAAGGUGACCUGGUGGCAGACCGGGCUGACAAGAAGUACGAUUCACUGCGCUUCCGUUCGAAAUCCCGUGCCGAAUUGCUUUCAUCCGAUGGUCCUUUUCCGUUGGUCGAUUCAAGCUGCAAUCCCGUCGCAGGAAAGAUUGCUUCGGUGUCGUUAAACACGGUCGCUACAACAAUGCAACCGGCAGGACUUCGUCCAACGGCAGCAAACCGCACCAGGCGCAUCAGCGAUGAGAAAAAUCAAAACGAUCUUCCACCGGUGGCAAAUGUUGGUGCAGGUCCGAUCGCUAGCGAUGCUUCCAUGUCACAGGUGUGCGAUAACAAGUUCGAACUGAAGACACGCCAAAAGUUUGACGUGAAGCGCAGCACCAUAGACUAUCCCGUUUCGUCCUCGUCGCCUAGCUCAGCGAGCGACGGCAAAGAUGUUCAACUGCCGCAACAGCGUGACCAGCGCCACAGCUUCAGCAAUGGCCGGAGCGCUAUUGUCGUGACACGAAGCAAUUCAUCUAGCAGCAGCAGUGCGCAACGAGAUCGUUGCUCACCACCAAUCUCCAUUAAAGACGUAGCUGCAAUGUUUGAAUCGCGAUCGCAACAGAAUCAAUCUUAACGAGCACCACACCAUGCAGAAAAAUGGACUAAAUACGGUGGAAUCAGUGCACUAUUGUUUAUACACAACCAAUAUGACGAAUGUCGUGAUGACAGACCUUACAUCUAUUUAUUGCAAUACUUUAAAGAGAAGUUUUCAUAAACCCACUUCUGCGGUCAACGGUAACUCAGGUGUUGGAUGAGUAUUCACCAUUUAUGUGCAGCUAUGAUAGUGAAUGUCAUUGAUGUGGUGAAACGACAACCCAGUUGAAAUAGGAGCAGCAAGAAUCAAACGUAUGCACGUAUCGGUAGAAAGAUUUCUUGCAGUUGUGUGCUAUCGGGACUCUUUUGUUUCCCGAUGCACUCGGAUUUUCUUAUAAUAAUGUGGCCAAAUCUAGCUAACCUAUUGAAAGACGAGUCUUUUUCACUCUUAUACUGUUUGCCUAAUUACACUAAUGACGUAUUCGGAAGCAACAGAAAUGCGAGAGAGUAGUUAAAUGGAAAUGAUGUAAGAAAAUAAAUUGGUACAUAUGCCAAUGGAGAAAGACAAAAUUAAAAUUGGAGAGAAUCGUAUGAAAGCAAUUAGCACACAUAGUCUCUAAAUAAAAGCUGAUAGACCAUCGAAUUGCACGUUAAUUGAGGUGAAAGUCAGCUAAAGGUAUACUGCAUACAUAAGUUGUAUAUAGAUUUUAUGUUACUAAUAGUAUGUUAUUGGUUAGCAACACACUCAUUUCGAUAAGUUCUUCCGUAUAUGAUUCAUUACGCUCUGAAGAAUGUAGUUGUAAAAUAAACACAUCACAAGUUGGUUUAUCAAUUUACAUACUUUAGCAGAUUUGCUUUACAACUCUUCUGUUCAUGUAACAGAUAAAGGAAAAGGUAUGGUUUCGUUUUAGUGUAAAAAGAGUGUGUUUGGUAAAUGUUUAAAGAAUUUGUUAGCUCAACGAGCUCUUCUUUUGGUGUUAAUUUUGAACAACGGUUUGAGAACAGUUUAAAGCUUUGCUUAAGUUUAUCGUUUAAGCACUUCCUGAUACGUAUGGUUUCAACUCGAUUGCAAUCACCGUCGGUUUGUCGUUUGUUUUGGAAAUUAUUUGAUAGAAAUAUUUACGCUAUGUUAUUGGCCACUACAUGCUGUGUUAUAAUUUGAUAAAGAUGAAAAACACUGCUUUGAGAAAAGAUAAUAAAUUUACCAAGAUUUCAUAAAAAAAACCAACACCACGAAACAGAAACGAAUAGCAGAAACAAGAUUGUUUAUGAGUACGAAAGACAAUAAAGGCAGCAGAUAUUAGGGAACCCCAUCCAGAGAAAAAGAGAUUAUAAAAUUCGACAACCACAAAACAUAACUCAUGGUAUAGAAAGGAAGGAUAUGGUUUAGACAAGCAUCUACAAUUCCUCAAACCCAGGCCAACGAUAAUAUAAGCUGUCUGUGGGCAGAACAUUUUUCCCAUCUUCCAAUCGUUUUGUACUUUGACUUUAAACGGAGAACCAGCAAUAGAGUACCCCCAUUGUUGUGUAGACGACAUAAAAUGCGCGACGAAUUGUGAACUAAUUGUGGUGGAUAAGCUGUGUAUUGAUAUUUUAAGAAUUUCGUAAACGACGAACAUUAGGAUGCUUACAUUAAUCGCUUUUUAUCAGACAUAAAACUACAAUUUGCAUUGCCAUUGCUAUUAAUCGCUUUCCCUUGCUAGAAAUUUAUCGUGGUUCGCCUUGAUUUCUGCUUGAAAUCGUUUUAAACAUCACUCUGUAAAUAUAUGGAAUAGUACCAGAACUGAAUUUCAAAUGAAUACAGGCUAUACACUGCAAAUGGAUAAUGGAACAAAACUUUACGCUAACAUUUGUGCAACAUUAUUGAUACAAUCUCUCUUUCUGUCCGUUCUGCCAUCCCGUACUGUUUGACUUACGUAAGCUACUAAACAUAGUGUUUCCCAUGAUAGAGCGUGCCCCGGAUGACAGACUGUUCGGAUUAGUAAUGUGUAAGCGAGAACUGACCAUGAGAUAUGAAACAACGCACUACUGAAUAAUGUUGUAGAUUUGAAUGCAAUGAACUGAUAUUAAAAAGAGACCAGCAAACAUGUUAAAACUAAAGCGAAAUGCAAGGAAAUGAUAGUUGAUGAUUAUAGAUUACCCGUAAAAGGAUACGAUAUAGCAACAUGGUCGUUUUUCGUGGUUUCAUGCCACCUUAAAAACAUAGCAUUGGCCAUCAAGCCAAGUGUACAAUCGUCGACAUUGCGUUGCUUCUUAAUACACUCUUUUUUUAAAAAAAAAAACAAGAUUAAUUGUUUCUCGCACAUGUUAGAGUAAAUGCUUCGAAAAACGAAUAUUUUAUUUGCUCGCUUUGCUUGAAUCGAGCACGGGUUGGAUUGGGGACAGGAAAUGCUUGAUGUGUUAAAAUUACGAUAUAGUGAAAUGUGAAAUAACCGAACGAGUGGUAACAAAUGGGUGCAGAUAGCCAGCCGUUGCAAAGUGGUCAGCAGUAAGAUGGCGUUCGUUUAGCAAUAGGAAGAGCUCGUUUUAAGCUCUCAGUGUGAAAUAGUAGUAAAAAUGAGGAAUGGACAAGAGAAUUAAAGUGCGUGGUUGUGCGAAAGAGUUACAGAGUGACAGCAAACUUAAAAUAAAACGGCUAGGCUAGCAGGGAACACGGAAAACCAAAUCAAACGGACAAGUAAUGCGCAUGAAUGCGUCGUGAAAAUGUUGGUACGUUUGCUUCUCUUCUUUUGUUCCAGCCCGGUAAAAAGGUGCGCACUUUCCAGCGCGCUGCAAACAAAACAUUUUUGCAAGAGUUAUAAAUAAAUGAACCG